AUGGGCAAACUUAAAGAGAGGAAAAUUGCUUUGACCCCAGAGGAAUUGAGAGCCUUAGAACUCCAGGCCCGGAUCCGAAUGAAGGCUCUCGUUCGGCAGGCCCUCGUCAACGCUGACUGGCUGUGCGCCCGCGAAGACGAAGUCGAGAUGGGCGGCAACGUGCGCCGAAACGUCGCCGUGCUCCUUAGGAAGAAGACCUUGGCUGCGGAUCAGAGUCUUCUUAGCUUGGAGGAAAAAAGAACGAUGCGUAAACCAAGCAAUAAAAGGACAGAUGAAGAAAAACAGAAGUUGAUCAGAAUUUUGGGAAAUUUAAAAUGUUUUAGACGUUAUCCUAAGAAAGUCAGCAGAAGUUUGGCAAGUUCUGCCUAUUACAUGUAUUUGCCCAAAGGAAAAGUUUUGGUGAAAGAAAAUGAUAUGCCCCAAUCUCUGUAUUUUAUUUUACAAGGAUCUAUUAAGUUGACGCAGAAAAAAUGGGAUUACUUUGACGAGGCUUAUUUUGCUGAAGAUUUUGGAACUUCUAAAAGUGGCGAUUUGAUUGGAGAAUUUGCAAUGUUGUAUAGUGUGCCCAGAAUGCAGACAUGUGUUGCCUUGGAAAAUUGUGAACUAUUAUCUAUACAUAAAAAGGACUUUGAUUCGAUAUUAAACGAGAUGUUAGCCACAAAAUGGGAUCAAAUACAAAGGGCCAUAAGUUGCUUCACAUAUUUUAAGGACUUAGAUGAAGUAUCUUUGCGUGAAUGUUGCAUUUUAGCAAAAAUCAGAAGUUAUGAACCCAUGAAGACAAUUUAUGGUGAUGGAAAAGGCACCAAACACGUUGUUUAUUUUCUUUUGAGUGGAACAUGCAGAUUAAUUGAAAGACUACAAGUCGAGGUGACAAAAGUUGGCAAAAAAGAGUUUUACAAACGUUAUGAACCGACUGAGGAAGAAAUUAAACAUGCCCAAGAAAUGCAAGAAGAAUUCGAACCCCAAAAAAGAUUAUCAAUAGGAGAACAACUUGCCAGACAUUUUAAAACUCAGAGAAUUAUAUGCGGUUGUACGAACUUUUUGCAAACUGGUGAAAUGGAUGAUGGCUUUAGAAGGGCUUUUCAGGUCCGAAACAGAAGGAGCAUGUUUUUAGAAAUUGAGGAAUUCAAACGUGAUGAACAAGCCGAGAUUGCAGAUGAGAAAGAAAUAAAUGUGGAAGAAAUUACUUAUAAUUAUGGGAGUGCUGAUUUAGAAUAUCAAGAACCACCUGAAAAAGACAUCAGGACCGUAUUCAUGCAAUUAGCAGUUAUGAGCAGGGGCUCCGUUUUUGCAUUAGGAGAAUAUAUGAAAAACAGGGCCGUAGUCUCAAAAGAUCCAGUGGUCGUUUUACUAAUACCAAGAUACUGGUUGGCCCAGCACCAUUCCCAAUGUUGGGGCAGAAUAAUGCAUUUUUUAGACAGAUAUAUUCCAAGUUCUGAUGCAGUUUUCAAGGAGUUUGUUGCUGGUCGCAAAUGGAGAAAUGAAAAACAUGCUUAUAGAAAUAAACUUAUAGAAAGUUCCAGAAAACCCUUGUCGACUUCAAUAAACGAAGUUCCAUAUUCUAUUCGAAUGGACGAAGAUUUAGAUUUUACUUUUGCCGAUACUCAAAAAUAUACCCAAAUGUGGGACAACGUAUCCACCAGGGCCAGGAAAGUCACCUCGAGAGAAGGGUACAGGCCCAGGAGGAAAGAUUUGUGA
Messenger RNA from Ctenocephalides felis (cat flea), 1698 nucleotides. RefSeq lists its product as uncharacterized. The record is from RefSeq and is a predicted model, not a curated record. Lineage: Eukaryota; Metazoa; Arthropoda; Insecta; Siphonaptera; Pulicidae. The coding region runs from base 1 to 1698 and encodes 565 amino acids. The transcript is spliced from 13 exons.